GAGCUCCCGGUUGAGUCUGGCCCAGCCCCCCCGCACCGCCCAGUUUGGGGCUGUUUGGGUAAAACCGGGUGCCAAGGGCGGCACUCGGGGAGCGCCGGUGGCCCUGGAUGUCCCAGCCCUUCCCUCGGCCAGGCGGAGCGGGGCGCUGACACAGAGCAGGAAAAAAGCGAUUUCAAGCCCCUGAGGGAGGAUGUGGGCUUACACCGUGGGCUUCACCGUCCUGCCCCACGUCGGAGGGUUCCUGGGCUGGUUCCUCAACAGGAAGGAGAUCCCAGAGUGGUACGAGAAGCUGAAAAAGCCCUCGUGGAGCCCGUCCCGCAGGAUGUUCCCCGUGGCCUGGACCAUGCUGUACACGAGCAUGGGCUACGCCUCCUACCUGGUGUGGAACGACCUGGGCGGCUGCGGCAGCAAGGCCAUGGUGCCCCUGGGGCUCUACGGGGCUCAGCUGGCGCUCAGCUGGGCAUGGCCCCCCCUGUUCUUCAGUGCCCGCAACCUCAACAUGUGGCCACGGCUCGGUCCCAGGGUCCUGGCAGAGAUGGCAGAGAAGCAGGAGGAGCCCAGCAACGCCCAGAACGGGGAACCCGACAACGCCGAGGAGGGCGAGGGGAAGAAGAAGAAGGUGAAGAGGGAGGACCUGCCACCCUUUGAGAUUGUGACAGGGGAACGCCUCCCAGCCAUCUUCUUCAAAUUCCAGUUCAGGAACGUGGAGUACAGCUCUGGCAGGAACAAAACCUUCCUGUGCUACGUGGUGGAGACGCAGGGCAAGGAGGCGGCGACCACGCGGGGCUACCUGGAGGACGAGCACGCGGCGGCCCACGCGGAGAUGGCCUUCUUCAACACCAUCCUGCCCGCGUGCCAGGCGGGCUCCCGCCACGAUGUCACCUGGUACGUGUCCUCCAGCCCGUGUGUCACCUGCGCCCGGGGGAUCUGCGAGGCCCUGCGCAAGAACAAGGGGCUGCGCCUCACCAUCAUGGUGGGACGGCUCUUCAUGUGGGACGACCCCGAGAUGCAGGCGGCCCUCAGGAGCAUGAAGGAGGCCGGCUGCAAGCUGAGGAUUAUGAAGCCUCAAGACUUUGAGUAUGUCUGGAAGAACUUUGUGGAGCAGGAGGAAGGGGAGGAGGCCAAGUCCUUCGUGCCCUGGGAGGAUAUUCAGGAGAAUUUCCAGUACUACGAGGAGAAGCUGGCGGAGAUCUUGCACUGAGGCUUGGGAUGAGAAAGGAUCCAUGAAGAGGUGACAGACCUGGACACCCGGGGCAGUCCUGCUUCCCAACGCUUUGAUUCCAGCAGGAUGGAGAACCAGCCUGUGGGAGACAAGGCCCUGUGGGACCCUCAGCACACACACACGACACAGGGCUCGGGUGUUUGGGAUUUUUUGGGUGUUUUUGUGUUCCUCCCCCUCCCUGCCCCAACCAAACCCUCGCUGUGGUGAAAGGGAUGGCAGUGAUCCCCAGGCAGGCUGUGGGAUCACAUUCUGGGAAUGUUUCAUGGGAAGAGACCUUAGAACAAAGCUGCUGGUUAGAUAAAUGCAUCAGAAAGGGGAAAAGAAAGGGAAUUAAAGUGGAAAAGAAGUUUUCUCCCUCUAUUCUCCUCAAUAGUCAGAGCUGUGAUUUCAUGCAGGGCCAACAGCUCUCUUCCAAAUCAUGAUGGAGCCCAAGAACUCGCUAUCAAACAAUGAUGUUGGGAUAUAAACCUGGGAAAAGCAAAGUGAAAUAAAAUGGGAAGCCAUUGCAAAAGCCAAAGCACUGUUUAUUCCUUCUUCUCUGCUUGCAAGAAGUCCUGAAUUGAACCUGACAAGUCUGAGUUCGAGGACAUCCCAGGACAGCCACACAGGGAAUAUUUUGUAGCUGGGAAGGGAGAACUAAAUGCCUAAAAAAUUUCCAGAGUGCGCACAAGUGUUGGAGAGCGGGAUCAUUUUCCAUGUAAAACAAAGCUCACGGGGAUGCCGUGAGAAAGGAACCAGAACAAAAACCCAGACACAGAUAAGGGGAAGGACUGAACCCAUGAGCAGCCUCAAUGCCUGUUCUGGAUCAGUUCAUUGCUCCAAAUUCCUCCUUGUCCAAGGUUGUUUUUCCCAGCUACAGCAAUUCCCCACCAAACAGGUUUACAAAUAUGGGUAAGGAACAGGAAGAGUAAGGAUAGGGAGAUCAUAAACAGGAUUUUCAGCAGCAAGAACCCCCAUAGAACUGAGUAACCUCGUCCCUUCCCAAGGAAAUCCAAUUGGGAACCCUGUCAUGCUACAAAAUUCCCAACUCUUGUGUCCCAUUUUUAUAUUUCUUCAACACACCUGGCACUUUUCUGGGCAUUCAGAAGGAGAGAAGUCAAAAAGAUUUGUUACUGUGGGAGGGUGGGAAAUGAAACACAAAGGAAAUGCAGUCCACAGUUCUGGAACAAACUCUUCCAAUCAGUUUUCCAUGGAUGUAGGAACCAGGGCUGGUACUGAUUUGCUUUUGUUUUGGGUGACAAACACCAACCUUUGUGUAACAUCUGGACUACAAAUGCAACAAAGAAAGAGAUGUGAAAAUCCCACCUUAAACUCCAUCCUGUGAGUUUUUAGAGCAGAUCAGCCUGUCUGGAUCCUCAC
Prinia subflava (tawny-flanked prinia) is the source of this 2581-nucleotide messenger RNA. RefSeq names its product apolipoprotein B mRNA editing enzyme catalytic subunit 2 (gene APOBEC2). Gene Ontology annotation, molecular function: RNA binding; cytidine deaminase activity. The record is from RefSeq and is a predicted model, not a curated record. The transcript has 6 exons. Bases 191 to 1201 code for a protein of 336 amino acids. Gene Ontology annotation, cellular component: membrane; nucleus; cytoplasm. NCBI's taxonomy places the organism in Eukaryota, Metazoa, Chordata, Aves, Passeriformes, Cisticolidae. Gene Ontology annotation, biological process: cytidine to uridine editing.